AGUAAAGAAACUGUUCCAGCAGCCGAAAUGACUCAGUAACUUUUGCUCUGGGAUCUGCUUUUUUCAACACCCCCCCUCCCCGCAACCGUUUAUUCCGCGACUCCUUGGAAAUGUAUUCUUCACCUCUCUGCCUCGCCCAGGAUGAGUUCCACCCGUUCAUCGAGGCCCUCCUCCCCCACGUCCGGGCCUUUGCCUACACCUGGUUCAACCUCCAGGCCCGGAAGCGCAAGUACUUCAAGAAGCACGAGAAGCGGAUGACCAAGGACGAGGAGCGCGCCGUCAAGGACGAGCUCCUGAACGAGAAGCCGGAGGUGAAGCAGAAGUGGGCUUCCCGCUUGCUGGCCAAGCUCCGCAAGGACAUCCGGCCCGAAUACCGCGAGGACUUUGUGCUCUCCAUCACGGGCAAGAAGCCCCCCUGCUGCGUCCUCUCCAACCCCGACCAGAAGGGCAAGAUGCGCCGGAUCGACUGCCUGCGCCAGGCUGACAAGGUCUGGCGCCUCGACCUCGUCAUGGUGAUCUUGUUCAAGGGGAUCCCGCUGGAGAGCACCGAUGGGGAGCGCCUGGUCAAGGCCGCCCAGUGCACCAACCCCGUCCUCUGCGUCCAGCCUCACCACAUCAGUGUCUCCGUCAAGGAGCUCGACCUCUACCUGGCGUAUUUCGUGCGCGAGAGAGAUUCCGAUCAAAGCAGCAGUCCCAGGACGGGAAUCGGUUCAGACCAAGAGGACAGCAAGCCAGUCAUUACAUUGGACGCGACGGAUUUCCAAGAGAAUUUUGUCACGUCAGGGGUUUUCAGCGUCACGGAACUGAUCCAGGUGUCCAGGACGCCGGUGGUGACGGGCACGGGGCCAAACUUUUCCCUGGGGGAGCUGCAAGGGCACUUGGCCUAUGACCUGAACCCCUCGAGUACGGGAUUGAGGCGGACGCUUCCCAGCACCUCCUCCAGCGGGAGCAAACGGCACAAGUCGGGUUCCAUGGAGGAUGACCUGGACACCAGCCCGGGGGGUGAAUACUACACAUCCCCCAGUUCGCCCACGAGUAGCAGCCGCAACUGGACGGAAGACAUGGAAGGGGGAAUCUCCCCAACCGUGAAAAAGACGGAAAUGGAUAAGUCCCCCUUCAACAGCCCGUCUCCGCAGGAUACUUCCCCUCGGCUGACUAGUUUCACUCAGCAUCACCGUCCGGUCAUCGCUGUUCACAGUGGUAUCGCCCGAAGCCCCCACCCUUCCUCUGCUCUGCACUUCCCCACCACCUCGAUUUUGCCCCAGACGGCCUCCACCUACUUCCCUCACACAGCGAUAAGGUACCCGCCUCAUCUGAACCCGCAGGACCCUCUGAAAGAUCUCGUCUCCUUGGCCUGUGACCCGUCCAAUCAACAGCCGGGACCGUUAAAUGGAGGUGGUCAAGUGAAGGUACCCGGGCACUACCUUCACACCCAGAUGUUGGCGCCGCCGCCCCCCGGUAUGCCCCGCCUGGCAAUCUCACCUGACACCAAAUCCACCACGACAACUUCCGAGGGAGGGACCACCUCGCCGACGUCUCCCACCUACUCCGCCCCCGGCACACCCCCUACGAACCGCUUCGUGGGACUAGGACCACGGGAUCCCGGCAGCAUCUAUCAGACGCAGUCCUGGUAUCUAGGGUAGUUGCAGCUUUCUUGGACCUUCAUCUUCCCUUCCCCCUGGGCUUUGGGCUUCCUUCAAGGAGAGCGGUGCAGCCCCUUCCCCCUGGCCCAAACCCUGGUGACGGCAUGAAGUGAGAGAGAGUGAGACUUAAGGCAACAUCGAGAGACACCUUGGAAGGAAGGAAAGGGGGGAAAGGUUCAAACUUCUUGGGAAAAAAGUUAAAUGCAACGCACCCCCCACGCACCCUCACCAACAACCGACUCCCCAACCGAGCAAUCCCGGGCAGGCAGCCGUCGGACGGGGUCUUCGGCUGGAAACACUACGCGGCUGUCGGUGGAGGGCAGGCCACCCCCACACCAUCGCCACCCUGCACCCGCCAGCACCCUGCCUGUCAUGUUCUCGAAAGGGAUGUAUAUGCAAAAGUUUCUGAUUAUUUUUCCACCUCUUGUGAGUGGAGAGAGUGGGGAAAAAAGAAGAACAAAUUAACUUGGGGCGUGCUGCAGACCCGCCCUCCUUUUUUUCUACAUGGAACUUCCUCCCCUCGCUUCCUGAGGGAUGUUGGCAGUGCGACCAAGAGACUGCGGGUAUGGAACGCCAAGAUGGGUCCAGAGGUUUAGCGCGGGCCUAUCUUUAGAUCUGGGAGCUAGCCAAUUCCUUCUUCGGAGGGAGAAAUGAGUGUCGCCUUUUAACCUGUCUUUGCGUCCCCUGGGGACAAAAAAAUUCUAUGCUUUUGCUUUCAGAUGGGGUUUGCAGGGCCCUGCCGCUGACUGACAGAGGGUUAGCAAAGAUGGAGAGGGGAUGUGGCUUGCUUUUGUACUCUUGUCCCAGAAUGCUUUGCACUUUUGUCUCCAAAGACGCGAUCUUUGGGAAGGGUUGAUGGUGGAGGUGGUGGGGUGGGUGGGGGCAGAAGACGGGUUGGCCCAGCAGAGGCCAGCAUGGUGGGAGAUGGAGCCAGCUUCAAGUCACGGAAAUGGUUUCUUGGAUCUGUGCAAUCUUGGGCCGGGUGAACCGCAAUGUUGGCAGGGUGGUGGUCGGGGGGGGAAGGCGUUAAGACUUGGCUGUGAAUGUUGAAAAUGAGCAUAUUUUACCGGAUUGGCAUGGAACGGAGGGGCGACGGGGAGGGGACAAACCUUAAAGGGUAAUCUUGUGAAUCCCAUGUGCUACACUGCUGCGUUAUCCAGCACAUCCAAUAUCUCUCCAUGACCAGAGGUCUGUCUUUAACCUUUGCCUUAAAGUUGGACCUGGGGCAACAUCUGGGCCGUCCCCACCCAGCCCAGGCUUGUAUAGAGUCUGUUGGCUUGCUCUCUUGCAGGGGAGGGAAUCUUCUUCAGGGUGGGCCACGUGGCGUCCGCAUCCCUUUGGCCUUCCCAAAAGCUUCCCCUCCCGAGCUUCCGACUCCUUCUCGUCAAAAUGCAGGCGGUUGGUGUGGGGCCAGCUGGGGGGGGGGGCGGCUCUGGGCGGCAGGGAAGGGUUCAAGUUGGGCCUCGGGUUGGUGAGCCCCCACUUUCCCCUGCUCCUCAAACCUUCUGUACAAAGAGCUAUGCACGCCGUAGGCAACCAGCUAUAAGAGGGUGGCGAAUGAUUUCCAGUAUGGAUUGCACAUUAUUUUUUAUUUGUAGGAAAUGCACUUUGAAGAGGAAGGGAGCAAGAAAAAGAGAACUGCGGUGGGUUUCCCAUCGUGGUUUGGGUUUUGUUUUGUUUUUGAAAUUUUGGUGAGGAGUGGGGUCGCGAAGACCAUCUCCCCACAGGGACAGGGUGGUGGAAGGGUAGGGCCUUAAACACGAGUCUUUGCGGAGGAGGGGGAGGAAUAGUUCAAGCUAUAUUUGCGGGGGGGGGGAGGGAAGCAAUGGUAGGCCUUUUCUAUGGUUGCCCCCUUCCCCUAGAACUCUAUCCUCUCCUGCCCCCCUCCCGCAAGCCCCAGAGUGGACCCUCAGAGCCAUCUUGGGUUGCUUCAAGUGCCUACAAUAUAUUGCUCCAGUCCUCCUGGCUGGAUUGCGGAGAGCUGUGCCCAUGCAGGGCAGGGUCCGGCCAGGCUGAACAAUGGAGCUUCAACCACAUCACCAAUUGCACCCCCUUCCCAUCCUCCAAGAAAGCGGCGACGCUUUAAGCAUCACUGACUGGACACCCACUGACGUCAGGACGCCUUGGAUGGAAGUCCUCUGUGAGGGCUCGACGGGUGGCGGUUCACCGCAGGCUGGAGGCUGAAGGCUCUUCCUCUGCAAGGGCAGGCACCAAGAGCUGCGACCCCGAGACCCGUGGAUGGUUUCUCUCCCCUUGUGCCAAAGCAUCAGGAGGGAAAUGGCUUCGGGACCUGCUCUGGAAUUGUGGCCCAGUGAACAAGCCGUCUCGAGAGGCCAAGCAGACUGCACGGAGUUGUGGCCGGGAGCCUUCCUCAGGAAACACACAGUUCUGGAGUCCACAAGCAACUUCUUCCUCCUGCAGGCUACCGAAGCCACCCACUGGCCUAGGCUACGCAAUGGCGAACUUCUACCUCCUGCACCGCCGCGAGAGCCACGUUAACCUCUCUGAGGGUGUGUUUGUGGUUCCUUCUCCCCCUGGGAGCUGUGGUUCUGUGAGGUGAGUCAGAGGUCUCCCACAGAAUUCCCGGCACCUUUACCAAACUACAGUUCCCAAGUUUCUUUAUUUUUAUUUUUGGUGGGGGGGGCAGAAGGAAGUCAUGGCAGUUGCCAAGCUUUACAGUAUUCCAUCCCAUCCAGAAGAAUUCCGUUCACAUCCUGGCAAAAAUGGAAGGACAAGAGAACUGAGAUGUCCACACUUGUUCCUUUUCUCUGGCUUCAGAGGUGAGGUAGAAUUGCUGAAUGUUGGCGUUGGAAGGGACCUUGGACGGGCUUCUAGUUCACCCUCCUGCCGAGGUCCAGAAGCGGAUCCGCCUCUCGUCUCCAGCUGGUUCCAGGCUUUGCAGCAGAUCCAGCUGCUGCUCCUGAAUCCGCUUCCACCUCCUAGCACAGAGAUCCCGUUCCAUGUUGGCUUCGCGGGCCGAUUCUCCCGCUGCCCAAAACUGGCUUGUGGCGCUCCAGAUCUUCCUGCCGCUUCCUGAGAGCUGACAAGUUUUCCAGCGCAUGGAUGAGUUUUCAGCAAGGGGUGGACCUCUCCAUUGAGACCCCCACUGUGUGCAGAGCAGCUUUGCCCCGGAUCCUCGCUCCACCUGCUGGAGACCAGGACGGAGGUCGCUCUUGCAAAGAGGAGGCGUCUCCAGUAGCCUUGGCCAGGUGGGCCCUCCAGUUUUUGGACGCUCCUCUCUCCCCAUUCCAGAGCCUUCCAUCUUCAAUACACCUUUGCAGUCUAAAAGCUCCUGCCAAGCUCCUCGCCACCGUGCCCCCUUCCCCCCACCCUCCGGGCAACUUGGGACACCUCAGCUGCUUUUGUCUCCGGUGCUUCGGCCUUCCUGGGAUUCCCCUGGGGCUUGCGUUUCCAUAUGCAAAAUCUUCCUCCCCGCUCUGUCCUUCCCAACCAGGCCAAGCUAGUAUAUAUGUAUGGGAAAGACUUUGUCCCAAAAAGAAAAGCUCUCCCGCCCCAAAUUUGGCAUCAUUGGGGGCGCGAGGGUUUCCAGUGGCUUUUGUUUACAUCUCUGCACCUUCUUGAUGAGAAACGUUGAUGCCAAGUUCAGCAGGGGCUGGGUUGGGUGGGAAUUGGGUUAGGAGAGAGAAAAUGUCCCCCUCCCCAAACCCUGGGCUAUCUCCAUGCUGGGGCUGUACCACAGGGGUAAUAAGACGCUUCCUGUAGGAGCUUGACCCAGGAAAUUAAAAAAAAAGUGAAUAUUUUAAAAUAUAAAUAGAUAUAUAUAUAUAGAUAUAUAUAUAUCCGCAAUCGGUGGAGAGGAAAUGUUUAUGGAGAAAAACAAACAAAACAAAAAAAAUUAACCCUUACAAAAAAAAAAUAUAGAUUUGCAUGGUGCUUUGAAACAGGAACUCAUGUGACCUAGCUCAACCAAUCAGCUGGCUGAGAAUGUGCAUGGCAAGUAUACAUAAAGGCUCUAUUCCCCCUCCCUCUCCCUUUUCCCCUUCUGUCUGCCUCUACAACGGGGAAUGAAAGAAAAAUAAAAUAUCCACAGUUUCCUAAUUUGCACGUGAAAAGAAAAAAAAAGAAAGUACAUUUUAUACCACAUAAUGUGCCUUGCCUUCUACAAAAAUACGCAUUAACUCUAAC
Hemicordylus capensis (graceful crag lizard) is the source of this 5789-nucleotide messenger RNA. It is a transcript of the gene NFIC, whose product is annotated as nuclear factor I C. The record is from RefSeq and is a predicted model, not a curated record. The coding region runs from base 111 to 1643 and encodes 510 amino acids. Gene Ontology annotation, biological process: regulation of transcription by RNA polymerase II. Lineage: Eukaryota; Metazoa; Chordata; Lepidosauria; Squamata; Cordylidae. The transcript has 11 exons. Gene Ontology annotation, molecular function: DNA-binding transcription factor activity, RNA polymerase II-specific; RNA polymerase II cis-regulatory region sequence-specific DNA binding. Gene Ontology annotation, cellular component: nucleus.